UUUCAUAAUAAAGUAAUCAAAAGAGAAAUAAACGAACUGGUGGCGAUUUCGCACAGCCGACAGUAAGCACCGUAACGCUGUAAAUAAGGUUUUGUUUGCUUGCAACGUCGUGGGUGUGGUUUUUAAAUGAUGGAAACGGUAGUAAGUGAUUCGCGUUUUCAGACCCAGUUAACAUCGAUAAUGGAAAUGUUAGCGAAAACAGCCGUAGUUGAAAUAGGUAAACUUGUAGAGCAGAGUCAUGCAACAUUAAAGCUAGAGAUAUCUCGUCGAAUAAGCGAAAACGAAUCUCUCAAGAGCAAAUGUGAUUUUCUUGAGAAAGAGCUCAAAGCGACCAGAAGAAGUGCUCAAGCAAGUACUGAUGUACAGUUUGGCAGCGGAUCUAACGAAGUCGGACAUCGUCCCACCAUUGACGGCGUCUUUGGGAAGGAAUGGUGUAUGGACUUGUGGAAGGAGAAGAAAGCGACCGCGCGUGAGGAGGACGGGACGCGCGCGGACCCCUGCAUGUUAGAGUCAGUCGAUCUGAUGGAUGAUGAACCUGACAUGAUCAUUAUCAAGGACGAAGCGUUUGAAGAUUGUUCAGGGAAAAGUAAGACACAAGCAGACUCGAGAAGUAGCGAGAAGGGGACUGCGUUCUCUAGCAUUGAAGGGGACGUUGCCCGGAGUGGUGAAGACUUUAUCACAUACACCAUACCUUUGGACAACACACGGCAGAGGCAAGCAGGUGACCAGACUUUUGUCCCAAGACCAUCUGCCCUGGGAGAUGGAGCCACUUCAUCUGAAAUGAAUUCAGAGGAGUUCAGUGGAUUUUUUCCUGCUAACACGAGCCUGAACGCUCCCAAGACCCUCGCGCCUGGUGCGGAGCAGAAAAAGUUUCAGUGCAUGUUCUGUGAGAAAAACUUUAGCUACUUGAGCUAUUUGAAAGUACAUUUAAGGAUACACUCCGGAGAGAAGCCUUUCGCCUGUCCUGUGUGCGGCAAGCGAUUUGCUCAGAAAACAUAUCUUAAAAUACACAUGCGUACUCACUCUGGAGAAAGACCCUACACCUGCAUCGAAUGUGGAAGAAGCUUUUCACAGAAAAGUUCGCUUAAUAUACACCUGCGCCGGCAUACUGGGGAGAAACCGUAUACCUGUGUAGACUGUGGGAAACGGUAUGCAAAUAAACAUGGUAUUAAUAGACAUCAGUGCACUAGCUAGACUAAUGUCAAUAUUAAAUAUGUAACUAGAAUAAAUGUUGGACAGGUACUGUGCAAUGUGCACAUUUGCACAUACAUCAAAGAACAUUCUGCAAUCUGUGUGUAUAAAUUAACUUGUUCUUUUUAAAAGGAAACAUUUUUCAACUCCAUCUUUGUUUAACACAUCUGUAAUGUAUGGCUGAUUACCAUUUACUAAAAUGUACGUGCAUUUCCUUGUACUUAGAACAGAAAAUCCUGUUGACUCAAAAACACUUCUAAUGGAAGCUCAAGAGCAGUUGUUGGGGAAGACUUGCUACAACUGCCCUUAGAGAGUAGAUUUAAGAUCCUGGAUCGUUCCUUUAUGCAUAGAAAACAUGUCCUUGUAUUGUCGGUUUUGUUCAGAAGUUUAAAUAUGGUGUGUCCAGGAAGACUGUUUUCAGUCUUACUAUACUUUGGGAAACAAAACCCAGGAAUAGCCAGUUAAAUAAGACAUGGUGGUGGCAUUGUAAUUAUUCUCAUGGAUAAACAUACUUCCUAUGGCCAAGACGAAGACUGGCGAAAGGGGUGGGGGUGGGGUUUGUCUUGUGCAUCCAGUUCCGAGUGUUAUUUUAAUAAAACAAAGCCCAGUUUGCUCUGUUUGUUAACUAGGAAUGUUUGAAAUAAUAUAUGUAUUUGUUAGUAGAAUGGGCAAUUCAAUUAUUCCCAUUAUUCCCAAGUUUUUAUCUUAUACAAUCUAUUUAAUUUCAUUUAUCCCUAUUCUAUUAUUUUCUUCUGGUUGAAUAAUAAAUUGUUGUUAAAUAAAUAUGGUGAAUUUGUGAA
This is a messenger RNA of Electrophorus electricus (electric eel), 1991 nucleotides long. RefSeq lists its product as uncharacterized. The record is from RefSeq and is a predicted model, not a curated record. Gene Ontology annotation, biological process: regulation of transcription by RNA polymerase II. Lineage: Eukaryota; Metazoa; Chordata; Actinopteri; Gymnotiformes; Gymnotidae. Gene Ontology annotation, molecular function: RNA polymerase II cis-regulatory region sequence-specific DNA binding; DNA-binding transcription factor activity, RNA polymerase II-specific.